This is a messenger RNA of Closterium sp. Naga37s-1, 699 nucleotides long. The record is from the annotation of a GenBank genome assembly. Lineage: Eukaryota; Viridiplantae; Streptophyta; Zygnematophyceae; Desmidiales; Closteriaceae.
AUGCAUCCGUUCCCUGCAUUCGUCCCCAACUGCAGGAUCAACAAGCCGCGCGAGCAGCAGGCGCUGAUGGACGUGCAGCUCGGCGCGCAGCCUAAGACCACACGAGCAGCAGGCGCUGCUGGACGUGCGGCUCGGCGCGCAGCCUGUGGACUCGUGCUCACCUCGCAGAUCUGGAAGGAGGAGGGAGAGAAGGAGGGGAGUGAGGGGGCGGGGUGGAUAGUCGGGGUGAAGGAGUGUGAAGCUGAAGGAGAAGAGGGGCCCAGUGCAGAGGCGAGGAAAGAAAAGGGGGGAGUAGUGGCGGAGGAAAAAGGGGUGGGAGGGUGGAGGUACGGAAAACGGGCUGUGCUGGCAGCUAUGGCGAUGGAGGCAGCACAGGAGGUGCUGCCACGUGUCAAGCAGGCAUUGGAGCAGAUGCGGGCCGGGAAUGGUGGGGGUGGAGAUGCAGCGUGGCUGCAGGGGUUGGUGCAGCAUGAGAGGGUGUGUGGCGGCAUGGUGUCAGCAGAUGGGGAGAACGCUCCCAAUGAGAUGGCCGUCUCAGCAUGCGAUGCAGCGCUGCACACCAAAUGGCUGCACCAUGAGGGAGGGAAAGGCAAUUUUUGCCUCUCUCGCCUUGCCUUCCGGCAACCACUCUUCACGGGGAAGUGGGACAGCCAGAGAAGAGAGGAGCUGGGGGUAGGAACACCGACGUUCUACCCGUGA